AAAAGAUCACACAAAGUUCAGAUUUUAAUAGCCUCGAAAACAGCCUCAGCUCUGCGGCUCUUUCUCAACAUUUAACUAUACCGUAGAACCCAACUUAGCUAUCCGUACAUCUUUGUAAUAUAAUGGCCCUCAGAGCACUCAUUUCAGCCUCUCAAGCCCACCAUAUCCAGAAGGCUCUGCUGCCUGCUGUCCAAGCAAGAUGGGCCCACGAGUAUAAGUAUGUGACAAAUGAUAACAUUGACAUGGACGCUAAGUCAGUGAUGGACAGAAAUGCAACAACUCUUUUCUUUACCGAACUCUUCCGAGGUCUGGCCAUCACACUCAGUGCAUUCUUCCGUGAGCCAGUCACUCUCAACUACCCGUUUGAGAAGGGACCUCUUAGUCCUCGUUUCCGUGGUGAGCAUGCCCUGAGGCGAUACCCGAACGGAGAGGAGCGCUGUAUUGCUUGCAAGCUGUGUGAGGCAGUGUGUCCAGCACAGGCCAUCACUAUUGAGGCUGAAACAAGAGCAGAUGGGAGUCGGAGAACAACAAGAUACGAUAUCGAUAUGACCAAGUGUAUCUACUGCGGGUUUUGUCAGGAGGCGUGUCCUGUAGACGCUAUUGUGGAGGGCCCCAACUUUGAGUUCUCCACUGAGACCCAUCAGGAGCUGCUCUACAAUAAGGAGAAGCUGUUGGACAAUGGAGACAAGUGGGAGAAAGAACUAGCCGCAAACAUUCAGGCAGACUUUCUGUAUCGAUAGCUCAGUAUUGUGUUCCUUAAUUUAUGUACAAUCGUAUGUGGUCAUGUCUUGACAGUUUGUAGAACUUGUGUAUUAAUUAAUAUUGAAUAUGAA
This is a messenger RNA of Halichondria panicea, 833 nucleotides long. RefSeq names its product NADH-ubiquinone oxidoreductase subunit 8-like. Gene Ontology annotation, molecular function: NADH dehydrogenase activity; 4 iron, 4 sulfur cluster binding. The record is from RefSeq and is a predicted model, not a curated record. Gene Ontology annotation, cellular component: membrane. The transcript is spliced from 5 exons. The coding region runs from base 123 to 740 and encodes 205 amino acids. Lineage: Eukaryota; Metazoa; Porifera; Demospongiae; Suberitida; Halichondriidae. Gene Ontology annotation, biological process: mitochondrial electron transport, NADH to ubiquinone; mitochondrial respiratory chain complex I assembly.